Messenger RNA from Eurytemora carolleeae, 2879 nucleotides. RefSeq names its product GPI ethanolamine phosphate transferase 2 (gene PIG-G). Gene Ontology annotation, cellular component: endoplasmic reticulum membrane. Lineage: Eukaryota; Metazoa; Arthropoda; Copepoda; Calanoida; Temoridae. The coding region runs from base 70 to 2544 and encodes 824 amino acids. The record is from RefSeq and is a predicted model, not a curated record. Gene Ontology annotation, biological process: GPI anchor biosynthetic process. The transcript is spliced from 12 exons.
UUGUGACUAUUUGAAAGAAGUAUACUUUUGAAUUUUUCAGAUUUCUGCUCUCUAUACAUCUGUUUUACGAUGUAUAGAGAGCUGCGUCUGUUGCUGCUCACUGCAGCUCUUGCAAUGUUUAUAAUAGGAUACCUUCCUGCUAAGCAAGCUAGCGAUGAAAUCUCUGAUAUCUCGACUGUUCCCCCUGUAUGGAGGAAACGAGUUGGACAGCUUGUCAUUGUUCUGAUAGAUGCUCUUAGAGCUGAUUUUUUUUUUGAUGAUGUCACGACCGAUGAGAAAACCGUUCCUCGUCCAAAGAUCUCCUUCCUUGUUGAACUAUUAGAGAAGAAGGAUUGCCUUGGAGUAGUUAUUCGUUCUAACCCACCUACUGUUACACUACCCAGAGUAAAGGCGAUGUUAACUGGAAGUCUGCCAGCCUAUGUUGAUAUUAUAAACAAUCUGAACUCGGAAACUCUGUUUGAAGAUUCUCUGCUACAGCAGUGGGACAGGGCAGGAUCUAAGAUAGUUAUGUUCGGAGAUGAGACCUGGAGCAGGAUUAGUCCUGUUAAAUUUCUCCGAGAGGAUCCAACCUCAUCCUUCUACGUAACAGAUUAUACACAGGUUGAUGAAAAUGUUACUCGUCAUCUGAACACUGAACUACAAAAGAAUGACUGGGAUGUGAUGGUUCUACAUUAUCUAGGACUGGAUCAUAUAGGACACAUUCAAGGUCCUGGUUCACCACUGGUACCUGGCAAACUGGAGGAGAUGGGUUCAGUUAUUAAACAAAUACAUGAGCAACUUAAUAGUAAACAGUUCAAGGAUGAUCUGCCUCCUGCCAUAGUAGUAGUUGGAGACCACGGGAUGGCAGAUGGUGGGGGACACGGGGGAUCAUCAGAUCCGGAGAUUUUAGUUCCAUUUGUCCUAAUAUCUCAGGGUAUACAGGGUGAGAAGAGAAGGGAAGAUGGGACGGAUUCCGUGAAAUCUCCUCGGGUUCAAUAUCUCCAGGUUGAUGUUACUCCAACUGUAGCUUACCUGACCGGAAUACCUAUUCCCAGAUCUAGCAUGGGACGCAUCAUUGACGGAACCUUCUCCUCCCUGUCUCCUGACCACAAGCUCCAGGUUCUAGAAUACAAUGCUCGUCAGCUCAGCAACCUCUCCAGGGAUACUCACGGAGUAGAACUGCUCCAUGAAGCUUCUAGAUUGAUAAUGAGUAAAAACUUAACACCCGAAGAUAUGAGAGCAGUUGAAUCCUUGUUCGGCUCUAGUAUAUUGUCCUACCAGGAGAACCUGGUGGGAAACCUUACUAACUAUGAUCUUUAUAUCCUUGCUCUCUCCGUUCUUCUUGUCAUCUCCUCUGUCGGAAUACAACCUGGAUCCGUUUCUAACCUUAGUCUCCCUCUCAUCUUUCUCAUCCUAUCCUUUCAUUUUCUAACCUGCUCCGUAGUAGAGUCAGAACUGUGUAGUCUCUCUCCAGCAGCAGGAUUUAUUAUCUUCUUAUCCGUCCUCAUCCUACCCUCAAUCAGACAUGUUAAUAACUCUGUAAAAAAUAUAGUUUUUAAUGGAGAAUUCGUCCCACUCUGUUUUCUUCUCCCUCAUUCAUUUAGUUUCCUUAGUUCAUCCUUCAUAGAGGAGGAACAUCAAACCUUAUAUUUUCUAUCCGCAACCCUGCUCCUCUACUCUUCUAUAAACACGGAUAUCGAUGAUAAAGAACGAGGGCGGAGAGGACAGGUUCUAUCAGCAGGAUUAGCUCUUGGUCUACAUCGACUUCUCCGUGGGUUUAAUCAGACCGGGGACAAGUGGAGACAUCUACCGGAUAUAUCUGACAACUUGAACCUUCAGCCAAACCUCAGGUUUAAUCUGUUUGUUUUCUCUGCAGUCUCAACCUUGAUAUUUUUGAACUUGUCCUAUUCAGGUCUGGUCCUUAACUUUAUCAUAAUCAUGUGCAUAAUCCUACAGAAGUAUUAUGUUUCAGUUGAGCUUGCUCAAAUAGUUUAUCUGGCGUUAUUUAUAAAAAUUGUUGUACAAAGGAGACAAAGUACUUUAUUUUAUGAAACUGUGAUACUUCUUUGUUGCUUAUUACUAGAGGACACUAAUGUUGUAUGUUUGUUUGUAUUAUUAUGUUAUCUCAAUGUUGUUAAGCCUGUAAUGAUGCACGUACAACCAGCAACAGCUUUAGUGAUGGCAAUUGUCAUCAUUAAAUCAUCAUUUUUUUAUUUUGGAAAUUCUAACACACUUUCCACAAUAAAUGUUGGAGCAGGAUAUAUUGGACUCACUGCGUACAGUCCUGGACUAGUAAUUGUACAACUUGCUGUACACACUUACGCAGGUCCUUGCGUCAGUCUGGCAUAUCUGCUACAGCAUCUGGAGAAGGAUGCGCUCAAGGAUGCAUAUUUUUUCUCCACUUGGUCCGAUAUUGUUGUCUUCGCCAUUUUGUGUAUACUUCUCCGGUUCCAUAUUUUUGUUUGGACCGUUUUUGCCCCAAAACUUCUGUAUUUUGGAAUGGAAUUGGUAGUUUUCAAUGCAUUCUUUGCUCUAUCUAGCAUGUUUUCUAUUUUUAUGAGAUGAGAACCAUUAAUUUUUUUUUCUUCAACAUAUUUCAACCUUUUUUAUUAAUGAAUUGUUCAGAAAGAACACAUUUAAAGAUUUGUUUUGGUCAAAAAGUGUAUUAUCUUGAAUUUGUUACCAAUGUUCCUAAAUUAGUAAAUUUCCCAUGAAGGAGUGACAGAAAAGAUUAACAACAGCUAGUAUAGCCAGAACCUCUUGAAAAAAACUAUCCUGAUCAUUAAUGCUUAAAAAAUCUCUAAGUGGGGUUGCUUAAAGUUCAUAAGAUACAAUGGUUUUGUAGUUAAAUAUUCAAUAAAUGUAUAAUUCAUGUUUUGAUCUAAAUAAUUAUUUUCAGA